Messenger RNA from Marchantia polymorpha subsp. ruderalis, 2690 nucleotides. NCBI's taxonomy places the organism in Eukaryota, Viridiplantae, Streptophyta, Marchantiopsida, Marchantiales, Marchantiaceae. The record is from the annotation of a GenBank genome assembly.
GGGGAAGGGAAGUUCUGGACAGUUGAGUGCGCCAUGAAACAGCAGACGGCGAGAGCGCAGCAGAGCCAGAGCAGAGGUCAGCUCGUCGACGCCGCGAGGCGAGUCGAUGUGGAGGAUUGCGCACGCGAAUCGGGAAAGGGAAUCAACGAGGAGAGCGAGAGAGACGCUGUGGCAAUUCACCGCAAUCGCAAUUCACCCGAUUCUGCGUCGGCGCUGUGUCCACUUGCGAUCUUGUAUGACAACUUGAGGGCCACCACGGGAGGAGAAGACCAUAGCGCAGAGCAGAGCGGAGCGGAGCCGAGUGCAUUUUGAACGUAUGUAGAAAUCGAAUUCGGACGGGAGAAGACAGGCGCUGCGGAAAUCAGAUCGGAUCCGAUCACAUCAGAGCAGAGCAGAAAAGUAGAUGCCGCAGCAUAUUCGCCGUGUGCUUUCGCCUAUGCAAGCGACCUCGCAGGCCGACAGUGCAGGAAACCUCGGGCGAGGCAGGGAGGAGUAGAACAGACGGAGCGCAGGCCCGCAGUGUGGCUCGGAGUUUGGGCAGGCCGACGGGAGGGAUUCGGAGGGGAGAGGCGAGGCGAGGAGAGACAGGGCUCAGAUUGAGAUUGAGAAGCAGGUGCAAUCGCAGUGAGGUAGAAUAGACUCGGAGGGGAGGGAGUGAGGAUUGCCGGGGAGAUAAAUCAGGGCGCGGGAGCAUCACAGAGCUCGAAUUGGUGUAGACAGCGGCAGCGGCAGAUCAAAAUCUUCGUUUCGGGAGAGGAAUUGCUUUCUGCACGAGAAAUUGGAAAGGGCGGAGGGUGCAUGCGGCGAUGGGGCAGGAGGAGAGGGCGCUGAGGGAGGAGGGGCGCUUCGAGGUGCCGCCGUUCCCGUGGGGCUUCGAGUCCGAGGAGGAGCACUACAAGCGCCGGCGAGUGGAGAACCGGCGGACGAGGAUGAGGACGGCGCGCGGCGUGGACAUCUUCACGCAGACGUGGACGCCGACGGACCGCGAGCCGACGGCGCUGAUCUGCAUGGUUCACGGCUACGGCAACAACACGAGCUGGACGUUUCAGAACACGGCGAUGCUGUUCACGGACAUGGGAUACGCGGCCUGCGCGUCGGAUCUGGAGGGCCACGGCCGGACGCAAGGGUUGAAGGGCUUCCUGCCGGACGUGCAGGGCGCGGCGGACGACUGCCGCGAGUUCUUCCAGCGCGAGCGCGAGCGGCCCGAGUUCCGCCGCAUUCCGGCCUUCCUCUACGGCGAGUCGCUGGGCGGCGCCAUCUGCUUGCUGAUCCACUUCCGGGAGCCGGAUCAGUGGGACGGCGCCAUCCUGGCCGCCGCAAUGUGCAAGAUUUCGGACGGAAUGCGGCCGCCGUGGCCGGUGGCGGACGUGCUGGCCUGCGUGGCGCAUGUGUUCCCGACCUGGGCCAUCGUGCCGAGCAAGGACCUGGUGGACAAGAGCGUGAGCAACCCGUACAAGCGCGAGCUAGCGCGGCGCAACCCGGGCCGCUACGCAGGCCGGCCGCGCCUGGGCACGGUGGUGGAGCUGCUGCGCGUGACGGCGCUGCUCGGCCACCGGCUGCAGGACGUGGACCUGCCGGUGCUCAUCAUCCACGGCGACCGCGACGUGGUGACGGAGCCGGCUACCAGCGUGGCGCUGUUCGAGCGCGCCCGCAGCGCCGACAAGACGCUGAAGAUGUACGCUGGCAUGCGCCACUCGCUGCUGCAGGGCGAGCCCGACGCUAACGUGGCAAUCCUGCUGGCCGACAUCUCCGCCUGGCUCCGCCUCCGCGUCCAGCGCUGGACUCCCCCGACCUCAUGAUCCUCUCGAUCCUUUCUCAUGGCGUGCCAAAAUUCUGAAAUUCUCCGACUUCCGAUCGACAUUUCAUAGCUCUUGCUCGGGCGAUUGUUUGACCGACAUCUCCGCCACCGCGUCCAGCGCUGGAGAUCCUCGACCUUUUGAUCCGGCGUCGAUCGCUCUCAUGGUGUGCCAAAAUUCUGAAAUUCACUGACUUCCGAUUGCGAUUGACAUUUCAAAGCUCGUGAAAUGUCACUGCUUCGUUCGGUGUCAUCUUUCGAGCGAGGAGUUCGAAUCUUCUUCGGGCCGCCAAUUUGUAGAUAAUUCACGAAGCAGACGCCAAUCGCCGCCGCCGCAGCAGCAAGAGCAUGAUGGAGGAGGAGGUAGAAGAGAAGUGACAUUUGUCUGGAAUCGGGGCGCGCGAUGAAACUCUUUCUGUUUGCGUUUUGUACAAAUAUAAUAUUUUAGGAGGUCGGAAGGUCGAAAGGUCGGAGCGUUUCUUUCGACGGAGUUGCGUACGAAGUUUGUGCAGGUUACGAGCGGUGUGAAUUAGGGAGGUUUUGGCUGCAGGCCUGGUGAUAGGCUUUAGGGGUGGAUAGAAAGCACGACGGAAAUGUGGAGUUUGUAAAUGAUGUCCUCGCGCCGAGGGGCUGUGAUGAAAGUAUACCCGACUAGGUGGCAGGCGAUUUCGUGGAGAGAAGCUCAUCUCGGAUCAUCCGUUCUUUUUGUAAAUUGGUUUUGACACUGCGACGGUCCAAUCAGUGAGCAUCGGUAGGAUUCUUUCUAUUUUUUUCUAGAAUAAAAGUAAAAUCGGAGCUGUCUCUCACAAUGUUCGCCAUGGCUUCUGCACGUUUUCUGUAGGGGAAAACAAAGUUCCUCUCUUGGUCUCUCAAUCCUUCGAACAUCUUGAACGCG